Salvelinus fontinalis (brook trout) is the source of this 5211-nucleotide messenger RNA. RefSeq names its product trichohyalin-like. Lineage: Eukaryota; Metazoa; Chordata; Actinopteri; Salmoniformes; Salmonidae. Gene Ontology annotation, biological process: mRNA processing; protein ubiquitination; ubiquitin-dependent protein catabolic process. The record is from RefSeq and is a predicted model, not a curated record. The transcript has 11 exons. Gene Ontology annotation, cellular component: nucleus. Gene Ontology annotation, molecular function: ubiquitin protein ligase activity. Bases 179 to 4591 code for a protein of 1470 amino acids.
AACCUGUUUGUCCAGUCAGUCAUGCCGCAGCACCUGUGGGAGGGACAGAUCUGUCCGGACACCCGCUCUAGGGACUGUCGCAGACUAUCGUUCGCUGACUUUGGGAGAGACGGAGACAAAUUCACCAAACAGCCUCUCUUCAACACAUAUUGUAAUCUGGAGAUCCUAAAGAUAACAGAUGAUGUCAAUCAAAGAGGCACUGAGUUUGAAGGUAGGCCUUGAAAUACAUCCACAGGAACGAAGUGAGGGCAUGGCAGCUCGUGUGGACGUGUCCUCUGGUGAGGUGGGCCAAGCAGGAGAUGCAGGUAUCAAGCCUGAGCUUGGCCCCAAACCCUGCCUGAUUCCCAAACCCUUUUCACUGCAGAGAAACACCACAUUCCGCUCCAUCCUAGCCCCAAAGACACCAGAGCAUAGCAAACCAGAGCCUUGUCAGCCUAUUAGUGCCCCUGUGUCUGACUCAAGCAGCGUUGUGAAACUCGAUGCAGAGAGCACCACGAUACCUGAACUGACCAAUGCUCUCGAAGUUCCUUCAGCCAUAACACCCCAAACUGAAUCGACCCACACUACUGAACAAAACCAAAUUGCUCUUUCUACAUCCCUUACUACCCCAAAAUCUGAGCCACCAGCUAGUACCACAUCUGACCCAACUGGAACCUCAGAGGCAAAUCAAGUCAGUCUUUCUGAACUGGACGAACAUGGCCCCUCUGAUACAGGCCACUCCGCCACUGGAACUGAGCCUGUACCAUCACCAUCAGUCACCUCAACUCCUCUUCAACCGCAGUCUGAAAACACUGUGAGUGAGCCCACCCCUGCGGUCGUCAGGCGCCACGCUGGGAAGGAUCAGGCAGCCCACUUGGGAGGAGGCAGGAAGCGGCUGUCCAUGGAGCUCACCUCCAGGUUUGAGUCGGCCGGCCUCUCACUCCCCUCACACCCACCAGCUAACCAGGAACGGGAACAGGUGACCAUGAGAGAGACUGCAGUCUCCAAAGUGUCAGUCCUCAGGGCGAAAGAGGAAGAGAAAGUCACUGAUUCACCAGGGUCGCCGUCUGAACCAGAGUGCAGACUCAAGCACUCAACACCACUGAAUGAAGAGAGGGAUGGAGAAGGGGUAAAGGAGGAAGGAGAAAAGAAAGGGAGCAGCAUACAACGGAGGAUCAGUCUGCUGCUGGACUCCUCCUCGAGGCCAGAGGCUCUGACCAAUAGGGAGGAAGUACCUCGUCCAAUGAAACAAGCAGUCAGUUCUGGUGGUGUGAAACAGCGGAUCAAAGACUGGGCAGCAGACACACCGCCUGUUCGGGCAUCCAAUCAGAGGGUGGAUGUUGCCCCUCAACCAUUCCCUGUCAGAGUACACCCUGUGUUGAGUGUCACUGGGGGGUCGUUGGCGACGAGCAAAAGCGUUCAGCUAGCUCCUCGAGAGGACAAGGCUUCCACCCUACUUCACACUGGACAUUCUGGGAUAGAAGAUGAGGAGGAGGAUGAUGAAGACGAGGAUGAGGAAGAGGAGGAGGGAGAGAAGGAGGAGAACAUGGUACCACUCUACAAAACAGUAGGGAUACGUCUUGGACAGGAAGAUGAAGGGGAAAAACAGGAGCUAGUGGUUGAUCAAAUAGGGAAAGAGAUGGAGGCUAAGGUAAAAGAGGAGGAAAAACUUGCAGAAGUGGAUAAAUUAAAACAGCUGGAACUAGAAGAGAGACAGGCAGAAGAUGAGAAGGAGAGAGAAAGACAAAAAGUAGUGGAGAGGGAAAGGGAGGGACAGAGAGAGGAGGAGAGGGAAAGGGAGAGACAGAGACAGGAGGAAGAGAGAAAGAGGGAAGAAGAGGAGGAGAGAAAAAGACAAAGAGAAAUGGAGAGGGAAAUGAAGAGACAGAGACAGAGAGAGGAUGAAAGGGAUAGGGAGAGACAGAGAGAUAAAGAAGAGAGAGAGAGAAAGAGGAAAGAAGAGAAGGAGAGAGAAAGACAGAUUGAACUUGAGAGGGAAAGGGAGCGACAGAGAGAGGAAGAAGAGAGAAAGAGGGAAGAAGAGGAGGAGAGAGAAAGACAGAUUGAACUUGAGAGGGAAAGGGAGCGACAGAGAGAGGAAGAAAAGCGAAAGAGGAAAGAAGAGGAGGAGAAAGAAAGACAGAUUGAACUUGAGAGGGAAAGGGAGCGACAGAGAGAGGAAGAAGAGCGAAAGAGGGAAGAAGAGGCGGAGAGAAAAAGACAGAUUGAACUUGAGAGGGAAAGGGAGAGACAGAGAGAAGAAGAAGAGAGAAAGAGGGAAGAAGAGGGGGAGAGAAAAAGACAAAGAGAAAUGGAGAGGGAAAUGAAGAGACAGAGAGAGGAGGAGAGGGAAAGGGAGAGACAGAGAGAGGAGGAAGAGAGAAAGAGGGAAGAAGAGGAGAGAGAAAGACAGAUUGAACUUGAGAGGGAAAGGGAGAGACAGAGAGAGGAAGAAGAGAGAAAGAGGGAGGAAGAGGAGGAGAGAAAAAGACAAAGAGAAAUGGAGAGGGAAAUGAAGAGACAGAGACAGAGAGAGGAGGAAAGGGAUAGGGAGAGACAGAGAGAUGAAGCAGAGAGAGAGAGAAAUAGGAAAGAAGAGAAGGAGAGAGAAAGACAGAUUGAACUUGAGAAGGAAAGGGAGCAACAGAGAGAGGAGGAAGGGAGAGAGAGAAAGAGGAAAGAAGAGAAGGAGAGAGAAAGACAGAUAGAACUUGAGAAGAAAAGGGAGAGACAGCGAGAGGAGGAAGAGAGAAAGAUAAAGAGGAAAGAAGAGGAGAGAGAAAGACUGAUAGAAUUUGAGAAGGAAAGGGAGAGACAGAGAGAGGAGGACGAGAGAGAGAGAAAGAGGAAAGAAGAGAAGGACAGAGAAAGACAGAUAGAACUUGAGAAGGAAAGGGAGAGACAGAGAGAAGAGGAAGAGAGAAAGAGGAAAGAAGAGAAGGGAGAAAGACAGAGAGAAGUGGAAGGGGAAAAGGAGAGACAGGUAGAGGAAGGAGAGAGGGGGAAGCUUAGGAUGAAAGAGGAGAGAUUGAGAGAGAAGGAAAGGGAGAAACUCAAAGAAAAAGAGCGAGAAAUGGAAAUACAGAGAGAGGAGGAAAGGAUGCAGGAAGAUGAGAUAAAGAGAGAAGAAGAUCGGGAGAAAGAAGAAGCAGAGUCCCCAAUCCAAUUCAUCACUCUUAAACCUGACCAACCUCCAAAGCCAGAGCCUCCUUCUCCCUCAACUACCGUCCCCAUCAUAGAACCCAUACCAAAGGAAGAGAAGCAGCCUCACAUCGAGGUGGUCUACGACGACUUCUCUGUCAAAGAGGAGAAGCCUCUUAUCAAGAUGGUCUAUGAUGAUUUCUCCGUCAAGCCCCGGCGGUGGGGGUCUCAGGCCAGGUUCCUUGCUGACCGUGCCCAGGUCGAGUCACCCUGCCCUGGAACAGAGGAGCCUGAGUCACUGGGCUCCUCGGAAUCCGACCCCCAGAGAACCGUUGUUGACACCCAGGAGCCAGCCCAAGAGAGUCCAGUCAGCGUCGAACCUCACCCAGCCGAGAGGGAUCUAGAGGGGGGAGUCCUCACCCCAAAGGACGGGACAGAGAAUAAGGAGGAGGGCACCAGCAUGGACACGGAGGAGGUUCAGUUGACGUGUUAUGUGGGGGCAGAAGAGGGGCGUGACACAGAGGCUCUGAUUGGUGGAGAGCCAGACAAGCAGUACGGGGGCUGUGACACGAGACUGUCUGAGGAUGACUGUCGGCAGAAAACAGAGGACCAGAUCUCGCCUGUCAUCACACCAGAUGAGCCUAAAAGUACUUCUCCACUAGAAGAAACAGAGGACCAGAUCUCGCCUGUCAUCACACCAGAUGAGCCUGACAGUACGUCUCCACUAGAAGAAACAGAGGACCAGAUCUCGCCUGGCAUCACACCAGAUGAGCCUGACAGUACGUCUCCACUAGAAGAAACAGAGGACCAGAUCUCGCCUGUCAUCACACCAGAUGAGCCUGACAGUACUUCUCCACUAGAAGAAACAGAGGACCCAUUACCCUUUCCUGAAAUCUCCGCCCCUCUAUUGGACACAAGUCUUCUGCGUGCGAGGGCAGAGCUGAGAAAGAGUCGACGAACCCGCCCCACUCGAGCUUUCCGUCAGAGCUCUACCACAAUAAUGCUUGAGGAAGACCCAGUCCACGACUGGAGGUUCUAUGACUCCUCAGAUACACACAAGUGGCUAGAAGAUAAGCUAGACUCUCUGAUACGGGGGGAUUGUGAGUCUGAUGAGGAGCAGCCCAGAGGGAGGGAGGUUUGUUCACAACAUUCCCAGCCCCAGAGAAUAGCCCUCUUCUCUGGAAUGGACCCAUCUGCCCUCAAGGCCCAACUGAAGAAGCGAGGAGGUGGUGGUGGAGGAGGUGGUGGAGCCGGUGGAGGUGAAGGAGUAGACACAGACCAUCAGAUGGACAGACUUGCCCCGUCCCCCUCUCAACUCUCCCGCUCUCCAAAACGUUCCUCCUUCCUCCCCGGGGGGUCACGAGUGCUGCCCCCUGUAGGGAACAAAGGUGCAGGGGUGGACAAGUUUCCUUCAUGGCUGCGAGAACUCAAGUCUAAGAAGCGCUCGAGUCAAUACAACAGUGAGGCCUAGCUGAGCAGAGCAGGGAGAUACCAUUGACAAGGUGAUCAUUCAACUGCUACUGCAGUUGUUGCUGACAAACACAGCUGUGGGCUGGACUCCAAUCAUGUACCUUUUCAAAAACACACUUUUUUUAAUGAAUUAUACAAGACAAUGGAGAAGCAUUGGAUACGUCCCUGCGGUGUGACCAUCUUUUUCCACUUUCCUAUUUGACAAAGGAACUAUGAGCAUGUAGAUACUUUAUUUGCAACACACACACACAAACACACAUACAGACACAUACACAGAUGAUUCGAGGAGUGGACUCAAAAUUCCCUUUUCUGUUAAUUUGCAACAUUUGCCUCUUAUCCCAGGCCACUGUAUUUUCUAGACUGUAUCUCUCCAUCCAUCCAUACUUGCAUUCCAGAUUCGCUUGACGUAAUUACCAUGUGUGUUUAGGUCAUGCACACUAAUAUCCACAAUACCACAAUGUUCACAAACCUACUUGAAUUGUACAUGUUUUGCCAUGUAAUUUCUUGUUUUGAACUAACCCAUCUUUUUCUCUGCUCUUAUGUUAUGCACUCACUCGCUGCUCGGAUGAGCUGCUCUUGAUAAAAGCAUCUGCUAGAUAAAUUGAAAUGAUCUCUACUCUA